CAUCUGUGGUGGUGGGGGGAGAGUUUUUUUUAAAAAAAAAGAAUUAUGAAUGACCUCACUGACCAGUUUAUUUAAUUUAUAUACCACCCUAAACCCACAGGUCUCAAGGCAGUUCACAAGUUGCAGGUCUUGGCGAAAAGUGAAGGUAGAACUUCGAGGAUAAUUAAGUAAUAUUCCACCCGGCCAAUUUGGAUGCCAAUAAAGGUUGCCACAGACAUUUCUGAGAUCAUGGUCUUUCCAACAAGUGGCUUCUGUCCAGGUUUGCUAAUUGUCUUACUUUAAAUGUUGUGAGGAUCCUAUGCCCUUUUAAAAUGUGUUUUUUUGGGGGGUGGGGGGUUAUUGGGUUGUUGUUUUUAUUUUGAUUAAGUAUUUUGUGGUUUUAUAUUUUGAUUUUAUUCUGUGAACCGCCCUGAGACCUCUGGGUAUAGGAUGGUAUAUAAAUUCAAUAAUAAUAAUAAUAAUAAUAAUAAUAAUAAUAAUAAUAAAGGGGGUGGUGGUUCACAGCCAAAUUGCAGCAGUCAGUGGGUAGAUGUUGACUUCAGGGAAACUAGACAUGUUUUCUAAGUCGGUAUAUGGGUAUGACCAAGGCUAUUUUUCUAGAAAAAGAGGUGCCAGAAACCAUGAACACCUCCCUCGACAAUGGCACCCUACUGAGAGGUGCUUAGAACUUGAGUUCAGUCGAGUUCUGGAUGAAAAAAAAAGCCCUGGCUAUAGAGACUCCUUUGACCGCUCAGUUGCAAAUGACAAUGUUGACAAAGUAGGUUGUCUUGUGCCACCCAUGUUCCCGGUGCUUUAUAGAGUAACAUCAGGAAAAGGCAGGCCUCUGCCACAAAGAGAUGACAAUGAACUUUAGAAAUUGAAGCGGCGAGAGAUAACGAAGUCUAGAUGUGAUCAGGGAAGAGUAACGGGAUAUAUAUGCAAAGGGAAAGGUGGUUACAUAUCGCCAUUAAGCUGGUGAAUUUCUUCACUCCGCACAUCAUGCCUUGAAGAUCAAUCAGGGUACACAAUAGAGUGACGAUUCAGCAAUCACUUGCCCACCCAGAAGGCUCCAGUGUGAAUCUCCCCUUGAAAGGUCAAAAGGGGAAAGAUCCUUUCGAGACAUGUGUGUACCGGAGACCAAGUAAACUUUCACAUAGACAAAAAUAAUUGAUCCAGCAUCAUACAAAGCACUGCCAAGUAUUAUGAGUCUUCUCCAGUGGCAUGCUUGCAUUGAUGUCAACAGCGCUACAUUCCUUCCCUUGGAAUCUCGACCCUUUAAAAAAGAAAUAACAACUUUCCUGCAAUUUUUAAAAAAGCUUUUUGGAGCCCCUUUGGCACUUCACAUUUCACAUGAGCUGCUCAAGAGGGUGAAAAGCAGUUCAAAGAGAAGAGCAUACUCUGCCUUUUGAGAUGUGCUCAGUUGACAGGUAUCAUUUAAAGGUUGACACUGGGUGCAUUAAGCAAAGUCCACAGUGCAUGAACCUUCGGCCUGUGCCAAAAGGGUUUACCACUCUCUUUGACUUCACAAGGGCUCUGUAUUCUUGCAGGGCUCAGAUAGCGGCAGAUGACAACAUAGCAUUAUAGCCAAGAACUUUUAGAGCACUCCGAACAUUAGUCUGAAAUGUCUUUGCUUUGUUUCCUUUACAAGAGUGCGCAAGUGCCUCCAGGUUAAGCAUCUAAACCAUGUUCAAGUUUCCCAAACAUGUUAGGAAUGAGCGAAUUGUGAUGAAUGACUUGAAUAAGAGGGGCACUUCUCUCCCCCCAGUGAAUUGUGUGGCAAUAGUGAGGAUAUGGCUGGGGAGUGCAGGUGUGUGGAUAGUUUGGGGAGAAGUGUGUGAGAAAAAAAAGGAAGGAAACAGUAUAUUUUGUUCUGCCAGAAGCGCCACUUUACAGAACUCUCUCUUUUUGUCCUAUAGCUAGGCAUGGGGGAGAAAUUUGAGUACAGUUGUACCUUGGAAGUCGAACAUAAUCCGUUCUGGAAGUCCAUUUGAAGAAGAAGAAGAAGAGAAGAGUUUGGAUUUGAUAUCCCAUUUUAUCACUACCCGAAGGAGUCUCAAAGUGGCUAACAUUCUCCUUUCCCUUCCUCCCCCACAACAAACACUCUGUGAGGUGAGUGGGGCUGAGAGACUUCAGAGAAGUGUGACUGGCCCAAGGUCACCCAGCAGCUGCAUGUGGAGGAGCAGGGAAUCGAACCCGGUUCACCAGAUUGCGAAUCCACUGCUCUUAACCACUACACCACACUGGCUCUUCAGUGUGACUUCCGAAACGUUUUGAUUUCCAAAGCGUGGCUUGUGAUUGGCUGCAGAAAGCUCCUGCAGCUAAUCGGAAGUCCCUCCGGAUGUCCGGGUUCCGAAAGAACGUUCAAAAACCGGAACACUCACUUCUGGUUUUUGAUCGUUCGGGAGCCGGAACGUUCAACUUGCAAGGCAUUCAGGAGCCGAGGUACAACUGUAUUUGUUUAUUUCAUAAAAUUCAUACACAACUUGUUAAAACAAAAACUCAAAGCAGUUCAGUUCACACUGAGAGUGAACACUAUGCCAAUUCACAUUUUCCAGAACAAUAGGAGCACCAAGGCAAAGCAGUUCUCCAGCCAAGAAUAUGUACGAAAAUGCAAAUAAAGUGCUCAUAAAUUUGCUGACCCUCUGUGGUGGAUGCCGUUGUGGGCGCCCGUCACAAUUUUGGUGGCAGAAGCCCCGCCUCUUCGGCCACUUCCUGGGCAGCAAAGGAUGUGCUAGGACUAAGCUUGCCGCUUGGCGAGUGGAUUCAGCCCGCUCACACAAUUGGCCAAUCACGACCAGGCUUGGGAGCGGGCCACUCCCAGGGGAUUAAAAGAGGACCAGCUUCCUCCAGGAAUACUUGAAGCUGCGUCACCUUUUUGAGUGCCGCGCCCCCCAAAUUUAUUGUAAAUAAAAUCCAUGUGUUAGGCGAAAUUGCGUGCAAAUAUUGGGGAAACCGUGCAAGAAAAUGCAUAUUAAUAUCCAUGAGAACUUGGGGGGGGGGGAAUGCAAACUGAUAUCAAAAUCAGAUUGCCUGGAAAAAUGAACUAAGAGAAACUGAAAGCGAGAGAUUUUCCCAUUUCUAGAUUGUAUUGUAUACAACAAACUGCAAUGAAUUAUAAGCUGGAAACAAAGUAACUCUGGUAGAGGCAGCAGAAAAAUCUCUGGAAUUUGGAUGCCCAAUGCCUUUAUACACUGGGAUGUCUUUUAAAAACUCGGGCAAUUGUUCUGAAAUGUUGCAUACAUCAUCGUCCACCACCACCACUUCCCAAUGAUUUGUUGUAUGCGUAGGAGCUCCCAAGCUCCCUUUCUUGGACUGGCCACCUAUUUGUUUCAAUGAAGAGAAGUCGCAGUGCAUGAACAUCCCUCUGCAUGCACAGAGCAGCUCCUUCAAUUGAAAUUAAUGGGCAAUGUCAUGGAAGGCUUAAAGGAGACAUCAGUCAAGAAGCAAGAGUUUCCCAGUACGUUUCCAAGCACAAUUAAAAGUGUUGAUGCUGACUUUUAAAGCCCUGAACAGCCUCGGCCCAGUAUCUCCACCCCCAUCGUUCAGCCCAGACUCUGAGGUCCAGCUACGAGGGCCUUCUGGCGGUUCCCUCCCUGCGAGAAGUGAGGUUACAGGGAACCAGGCAAAGGGCCUUCUCGGUAGUGGCGCCCGCCCUGUGGAAUGCCCUCCCAUCAGAUGUCAAGGAAAUAAACAACUAUCUGACUUUUAGCAGACAUUUGAAGACAGCCCUGUUUAGGGAAGUUUUUAACGUUUGGUGUUUAACUGUAUUUUUACUGUAUUUUGUUGUAAGCCACCCAGAGUGGCUGGGGAAACCCAGCCAGAUGGGCGGGGUAUAAAUAAAUAAAUUGUUGUUAUUGUUUCAUUGUCGCUCUUAAACGAGAACAGACCAGCAACAUGGCUCCACCGCAUACUACGGAGUGACUAAGCUGCAGGAGGACACGAUCCAUGCAGACAUCCCUGCACAAAAGCAAGAGAUUUGUAGGCAGAUCUCAGCACACCUAGGGCGCCUAAAUCAGGGAACCCGUGCGUGCGAACCUGACACUAAGGCAGCGUUGCGGUGACGUUUCCCAACUCUAUUCAAACAGCUUCUCAGAAUAAGUACCAUGCGCACAUAUGCAAACAAUCACCACUUUGGUUUAAUUUACAUCCAUCCUCAAAUUAUAUAAAGCCUGGCUCGAAUCCGACGAAACCCACUGGGAGCUUUAUUAUUUUUAUUUUUCGCUCAUUUCAGUGGAUUCUGGACAGGGCCCUCACUGGAGCAAGCCAAAAACAGGAAACGCAAAGGUCAAGCUGCUUUUGAAUUUUAUAGAGAGAACUUAAGAUUCCAGCAAACUUUCGGGAGAAAAUCUAGUAGCAGAGGAAGAAACAUGGCAACAGCAUGCCAAUCAUUUUGGAGACACGAUUAGGAUAGCAGGGGCAGCCUUGACAGUUGUAGGGCAAUGAUGAAGCCUUAGCAAUGUAUCAAUGGACUACUGAUGUCAGUGCUCUUCGAACGCAGCCACAGCCACAUGGAAGUCCUCUGCCCGUGGUGUGAUCCCACACAGCUGGAGACUGUGUAUGACUUGCACAAGCAUAUAGGUGGGGUCUAACACACUGGCUUUUCCCACGGUCGAGCCACACAGCCAGAAAGAAGUGAGUGGCACAGAUUUCAUCGGGGUGGACUAUUUUAGAACAUAGCUGCAGGCCUCCACACCACAAACUCCCUCCCUAAAAAGCUAUCAUGUCCAGCUUCAAGCUUCAAGGCUUCCUUUCCCCCAGAUGUGGUCAUAUCCUCAGGGAAGCAAGGGUUCCUUUUGACCCAGUACAAAGACACGUUUGAGUAGGACAGGGGAUAAAUUUGUUUCAGUUCACAUUUAAAAGCAAACUUGCUUUACUCACAUUUUCAAACGUUAUGACAGCCAUCCUUUGAAAUGCACACUUCUGUGAAUUUUGCAGCGCAGCACUCGAGGCAAGUAAUAUGUGCAAAAAUGCAUUUGCUAGAGUAAAGCGUGUGUAUGUGUGUGUGUGUGUGUGUGUGUGUGAUAAUUAGGGAAAUUGAUUUGCAAAAAAAGAAGACAAAAUUGCACACAAGUGUUCAGAAUGAAUCCACUGUCAGGGAGCCAGGUGGAAUCUACAGUGGUACCUUGGGUUAAGAACUUAAUUCGUUCUGGAGGUCCGUUCUUAACCUGAAAUUGUUCUUAACCUAAAGCACCACUUUAGCUAAUGGGGCCUCCUGCUGCCACUGCGCCACGGGAGCACGAUUUCUGUUCUCAUCCUGAAGCAAAGUUCUUAACCCGAGGUAAUAUUUCUGGGUUAGCGGAGUCUGUAACCUGAAGCAUAUGUAACCUGAAGUGUAUGUAACCCGAGGUACCACUGUACACACAGAUAAAAACCAUUCUGAAAUUGAUUUCUAUAAAAAAGUGUUUUUAAAAAUACAUUGAAUUUUCCUUAUGGUUCACUUAGUGUCACAUUGUAUAUUGCACUUAAAACACAUUUAAAAUGUUUUAUUUGCAGCUGCAUAGCCGAGUCCAAGGAGACCAGGUCAUUCGCAGAUCAGAGAAAGACCGGGAAACACCGACUAACUUACAGAUAAAAGGGACCCCUGACCAUUAGGUCCAGUCGUGACCGACUCUGGGGUUGCGCGCUCAUCUCGCUUUAUUGGCCGAGGGAGCCGGCGUACAGCCAGUCAUGUGGCCAGCAGGUUGGCAGGAGCAGGGACUGAGCAACGGGAGCUUACCCCGUCAUGGGGAUUUGAACCGCUGACCUUCUGAUCGGCAAGUCCUAGGCUCUGUGGUUUAACCCACAGGGCCACCCGCGUCCCAACUUACAGAUGGCUUCAUUAUUAAGGGAGCAGAACAGAGAAUAUAUGGGAAACUUCCAAGUGUUGCUCCUGUCUAGAUAAAGCAGUUGCCCAGACUGGCUUGUAACCCACCUUUCCCUCUCUAGCCCUCUGUUUGUCAGGCCCUUCCCUCUGUCUACAGUGAGCCCAAAGAGCCCCUCUCUAUUUUUGCCUAGCUCUCUGCUUGGUAACAUGCACUAGUUGCCAUGUUCAGCAGUGGCCUGCAAAUACCAUUGCCAAGUCUGAGUCCUGUGGACUGGGGCACCUGCCUGUUUCCUCUUCUUCAUCUUCCUCUAAGCUCUCAGCCUCCAGCAUGUCCCAGCUCUUCCCCUCCUCUGGGGUGUGGCCGGUUUCCCACCACCAGGAGCCAGGAUCCAAAUUCUCUCCCUCUGUGCUUUCCCUGGGGGCCUCUUGGUCAGGAGACUGCUACUGCUCCUCCUCACCCACCCAGUCCCUAACAUCCACAUGUGCAGAACUGAACCUGAGAUUGGUAAAAUCAAGAAACAAAACCGACAGAUUCACUCAUCUCUCAUUCCAAGCAGUGUUAUAAGAAAAACUGUUCCCUUUCCCUUAUGGGGUAUUCUGGAGCCUGUAUAGAGUCCUUAAGUGGGUUCCCUAUCAGUAGGAGAAAAUAACAGAGGCCAACCAGAGAAUAUUGAGAAGCAAAGCGAUUCGUAAGCCUGAUCUUUAUUAAACUGUUGCAACAGGGUCCCCACAACAAUGAGAACUGUUGCAACAGGAGAAACCCACAACAAUGGUGUGCAAGCCCUUAUAUAGACUUCUGAAAUUGCCCGCCGUGUAGCCCAAGACCCCCCCAAAUAUCAUACAUACAUCACAGAAGGAGGCAGUCUACAGCAGAAAUCGUGCCUGCCAGGAUACCUGAUAAUGGUCACUGGUUGCAUUACCUGGGCAGCCUGGCCAUUCUUUUGUGAUGAUUAAGCCACUCUCAACCUAAGGGGGGGGUUGCGGGCUCACGCCUCCGUCUACAAUCUCACGGGGCUGGCGGCAGCCCCGCGGGAGUCAGGGAUUCCCCACUCUCAUCCAUAUUCAUCACCCCCGGGCCAGCCAAUCAGCUGCCGGAGGGGCGGGUUUACCUAGGUGCUCUUAAGGUCGGGGCAGCCCUGGCUCACCCCUUUUCCUUCUCUACAGCAGCAGCGGUUUCCCACCCACCCUCCCUCUAGGCCGCUUCUGGACUUUGCUAUGGGCUUCAGCUGGUCGCCGCAAGGGGCCUGGUAGGAGUUUUUCCAUUUGGCUAAUUGGCUGUGAUUUGAAGCCACUUGGUUUUUUUGCCUAUCUCGUAGCAAAACGUCACAACUCCCGGGUAUUGGCGGUUAGGCAUUGGCAGGGGUAUUGUUAUGCAAAUGAGGUCGGGGGGGAGGAACGCCAUCACCUCCCCCACUUCUUGAAGGGUAGUUCGUUAAAGGACUCCGGGGGCGUCGCCUCGUCCGAAACCUACGGAGGCUAGGGCCUAAAGCGCGCUCCAGAGCGGUAACCCCUUGGGGAGCGCCUAGGGAUGUGCACCUCGGGGGCUCCCCCUGUUGGUGCUUAACCCUUCCCGGUUAGACCGGUAGUAUGUUAGGGCCAAUGCCUAAAGCCAAUACCUCUCUUACCUGUAAUCAAUAAAUUUGUGGCCAUUUACGCCCAUUAACCUUAAUUCUGGUGUCCGGUGUCUUUAUUUACUACAUCUGUGGGAGGGGGCGGGAAUUGCCACGCAAAUACUUUCGUUCCUGAAUCCAGGUCACAGGCUCACCCUGUUCAUACACAAAUAUGCCCCUAAGACAGGAUUUGCAAGCGAAAAGACAAUGGGAAGGCUUUCCCCAUUUGCCUCCCUUACUGCAGAGGAAUAUUUGAGGUCAUUCGGAGAGUCAAAAUGGCGUCAGGAUUGCUCUCCUGUACUAUUUCAGACACAUGGUUCAUAUAUUUAGAUACGUGCGCAUUUAUGAAUAUUUAUUCUAAAUUUGAGACCUUAAAAUUUUUAUAACAGCAAACUGUGUUCUUGUUUGCUUGUUUCAAAUUAAAAUUGAACACUCAGGAGAAUCUACUAGGAGCACCACAGGCCUCACUACCCAGUGAGGCUAAUACCAUGCAUGGAUUCCCAGAUGGUUUCACCUGUAGUCUAUGCUGUUGCUGAAGAAGGGCUUGUAUACGUUCAGUUUCCAGUUGCGUCUUGAGGCCCCAAGACCCACCCCCCAAAAAUACACAGGGACCCUUAUAUUAGUUUAAGUUUUGGGGCAAAUUUUGGCCACAACUUUAUUGAAAUAGAAUCAUGUGAGUGGUAUUGGCUUAGGCAUUGACUCCCCACUAUAACUGACUCCACCUCUCAGGGUGAUCGUCCAAUGGGGUAAACCAAACGAGGGAGCAAGGUCAAUGAGGAACAACCUAAGCUCACCCCGGGGUUCCUGUGGUCCUGGCAUGGCCCUAGCCCCUCAAGCAGACUUCAGACGAGAUCCAGGACCCCCAGAUUCCUGGAGGGGCAGGUGAUGGCCGCACCUCCCCUCCCCACAAUCCAACUGAGCCAAUGCCUAACCGCCACCUCACAAGUUGUGACAAGUUGCUAAGGGGUAGGCGAAUACCAAAUGGCUUAGUGCCAAUCUGCUAAAUGGAAAAAAAAUCCCUACCCAGCCCCUGUUCCAAAACAGGCGACCCAAACCAAAGCAAGGCCAAGCGACUCUAUCUAAACUAGGGAGGGUGGGCGGGUGUUCAGCAGAUGCGAAGCAAGUGCCCCACUUGCAUCACACUGCCGUUUUUAAAGCCCCUGGGAUCACGCCACCUACUGGCUAUUGGCUAAAACCCCUUGGCGUGAUCCCAGGGGAAUGGCCAGGACUUCCUGCUCCUACCCCCCCCCCCCAUUUUAACCCUGUCAAGUGAGCUCUUGGGUCCCGAGUGCAACCAGGACCCUCUGUUAUGAGGAUCCCAUAUGUUGCAGGAUUCCAACUCUUCUCCCUGGCCACUGGCCAUCCUGACUGGGGCUAAUGUGAGGUGCAUUCUAGCAGCAGCAACAACAACAACAACAACAACAACAACAACAACAAGUUCUCCAGCACCGUGUUAGAGCCACAAGUGAAUUUACAGGCGAAGACACUAGAUAUAGCCUGAAAAUACUGUACUCUUCUCAAUAAAACAGGAGAAGGCAAAACAUAUUUUUCACUCUCCCACAAGCUUUUAAAUGAUAGAUUUAUCUGUCUGCUCUGGUCUUCCUCCAAGCAGGACAGAGAUGUAACAUACAACAAAUCAGUGCCAGAAAACAUUUCCUUGGCUGCACCUGAGGUGCCCAGAGCUAAUUUACACUGGAGGUGAAGGAGAUAUUAAAUCUUCUGCAAAGUAGCAGACAUUUUUCCAGCAACGCAAGCCUGUUCUCAAUUUUCCCGGAGCCUUGCGAAUCCUCUUCAGCCAGGAGACUCAAAACUCAAGGUUAGCAUUUCUUCCUUGUUUCAUGUCUAACCUUGGGAAAUUAACUCAGAUCCUCCUGACCGCCCCAUCCCCAUUGCCCCCAGUUUUAAUGGAGAUCUGUAAAUUGAGGAGCUUGGUUUUUAAACAUCCCUGAGUUCCUUUAGAAGCCUUCCCAUUGCUCAAGCGAGUAGAAGGCUUUGGGGGUUCCUAAGCCUGCCAAAUAGCCCCUUAUAUGAUUUGAGGAACACCGCUCCAUUAAAGUAAAAUAAAAAUAAAAAGAUCUCCAGCUGCACAAUAGCCUAACCUUCUAAAAAUUACGAUCUGGCAACCAUUAUUCUGGUCCUUCCCUCCCUCCCACCCACCCCCACCCCCAACUGAUUUAAGUGUGUUGACUAUUCUAGGCUUUUCAUGCUGAGUUAAAAGAAUAGAAAAAUCUCAUAGCAGUUCUUAAACCGCCCCCCCCCCGCCUCUUCCUUCCAUUUGAAUGUGGAAAGAUGCCAAUAGCUGAUUGCCUAUAAAGCAAAGAUACCACCUGGGGUUUCUGCAGUCCGGUUAUCUGCUGUGUUGUGUGAGCAGCUGAACAUCCCAAGACAGUGCUAUGGUUAACCAGAAACUAUUGUAUUACUUUACAACAUUCCGUAACAGGCUCCAGGUCAAAAGCUAGCCCUGUAAUCUUAACAAUAACUUAUCAUAGGCUGUCUUCCUCUCUCGACUUGCAAUUGAGUCCAGCACAGAUCUAUGUCUGAUGGAUCUAUAUGAUGGUGCUGCACCCAAUAUUGCCAGAAUGGGGCAUUUGGCCAGAAACUAUUAUUGCCAGAGAAAGGCUGUAAAACACAACACUAUACUUGGUAUCUUCAUGAGUCCCAGCUGCCCCUCUUUACCACGUGCAGACUCUAUAUUCAGGGCCAAAGCUGGUUUGCAAUGUUAAAACAAUUGGUCAGAAUAGUAUACCCUCCAACAUUUCUCUGAUGAAAUUAAGGAUGUUCAAUGCUAUUAUUAUUAUUAUUAUUAUUAUUAUUAUUAUUAUUAUUUGUCAGGGGUUCAGGGACAGAGGCACAGGGUAGGCAGGAGAUGGAGAGCGAUGGGGAUGAAUCCCAGGACAGCGAGGAAGAGGAUGACAAUGACUCAAGAGAUUCCAUGAGUCUUUCCAGCGAAUCAGAGGAUUCCCAGAAGGGGGGCGCCGGUGGUCAAGGCCAGGGGAGCCCCAGGGGGGACGUGUCAGGAGCAGGGGGCCAGCGGGGGAUCCCAAAGUGGCAGCUGGGCGUCAGGACCAGCCUCCUCCCCGCCAGAGUGCAGCGAAGGGGGUGGAGGUUUCAGUGUAUCAGGGGAAGCGGCUCCGGCAGCAGAGAAGGGAGGGAGGUCGGAGCAAGCCACCCUCCCGGAAGGGGAGGGGAGUAGUGAAGGGAGUAGUGUAGCUGUUAAAAGGAAGGUUAGAGGUUGGGCGCGCGCCAAGUUCAAAUGUAGAGGCGCGCGGAAAUACAGGGAGCCCGGAGGAGGGGCCAGGUCCCAAAGCCCGCAGGAGGGGGCAAGAGCAGUCUGGGGAUUCCGCGUCAGAGGAAUCCAGGAGGGGCGAAACCCCAGCGGGCAGAAAGACCCUGCGGAAAAGGAAAGAAAGAAAGAGGUGGAGCAGCGCAAGCCUCUUAAACUGGUGCAGGGGAGGGACGGAUUCAGAGGGGACUUCAGCGGUCUAAGAGUAGCAGACGUAGGGCUGCGCGCCUCGGAUGUGAAGCAAACAAUGAACUGCAAUAAACACUUUUGUAUAUAAGAAGAGAUAGGCGUUGGUCUUUUGUGAGCUGAGACUUGAGGCAGCCCUGACAUUAUUAUUACCACACCCAUCUGCCUGGGUUGCCCCAGCCACUCUGGGCAGCUUCCAACAUAUAUAAAUAAUAAUAAUAAUAAUAAUAAAACAUUAAAAACCUUCCCUAUACAGCAUGGGUAGACAAACUAAGGCCCGGGGGCUGGAUCCGGCCCAAUUGCCUUCUAAAUCCAGCCCGUGGAUGGUCCAGUGAUCAGCAUGUUUUUACAUGAGUAGAAUGUGUGCUUUUAUUUAAAAUGCAUCUCUGGGUUAUUUGUGGGGCCUGCCUGGUGUUUUUACAUGAAUAUAAUGUGUGCUUUUAUUUAAAAUGCAUCUCCGGGUUAUUUGUGGGGUAUAGGAAUUCGUUCAUUUUUUCCCCUUCUAAAUAUAGUCCGGCCCCCACAAGGUCUGAGGGACAGUUGACUGGCCCCCUGCUGAAAAAGUUUGUUGACCCCUGCUAAACAGGACUGCCUUCAGGUGUCUUCUAAAGGUUGUAUAGUUAUUUAUCUCCUUGGCUUGGGGGUCGCAUAACUCCAUACCCUCCAACAUUUCUCUGAUGAAAAUAGGGGCAUCCUAAGAAAAAGUGGGACAUUCCAGGAUCAAAUCAGAAACCGGGACGGCAUCUGUAAAUCUGGGGAUAUUCCUGGAAAAUAGGGACACUUGGAGGGUCUGGAAUAGAUAAUUAAAUGGUAAAAGCUAGAGAGCAUUAAAACAGGCCAAACAGAGGCUAGUAGGAAUUGGUGGCAUCAUGGAGAUAGAUGGGGAUGUCAUGGAGACAGACAGCAGGGACAACCUGGUCAUCUCCUGGAGGGCUAUUUGGCAAUUCUCUGCAUUCCACAUGAGCUUUUCUCAGCCUGAACCCCACCAAAUAAGCUAUGCAGAAGAAGGAGCAACUUGCUUUAGCAUGUUGAACACCUACUUUGGGACAGCAAAGGAUACAGGCGUGCCCCCAAGCUACGACCCUGGUCUUUCAGAGGAAGCCCUAUCAAGACCAGGCAAUCUCCCACCCAUCCAAUCUAGGGAACCACCCACUAGCAGUGCCUCAUCUGGAUUUGUGGGAUGUAAAACACAGAGCAGUCAAGUACAACAUCCCUAGAGUGGACAUAAAAAGGGGAUGUCUGGAACAACCAGUCGGAACUUCCUGUUUCCUCCUAGGCUGGGACAGACUUCCUCUACAUGUGACCAGAGGUGAGCAUGACCUCACCUAUGUAGGUAAUAAAACACCUCAGCGGAGGCCACCAUCCCUCUCUCUCUGACCACAUUCAUCGAAGAAGCAACAUCUGCUUAGUCUGAGAUGCUCUCAAAGGAGCUAUCUCCUUAUGGGAUAGUUUCCAGGUGUAUAUUACUUUUGUAACUCAAGCCUGCCUUCUGGGAUCCAUUUGUGAACAGAAUGUGUAAGUAAACUCUUUUAAUACUUUUAUAGAAGACUGUGUCAUGCCUAUCUUUCUAUGAGGGACUAAAGGAGAAAUUACCAAGGAAACUUAUUGUAGAGGCUUUAGCGAGCCUGAGCAAACGCAUCCACUGUGCAAGUUUAAAAAGGGGAAUGUUACUCUGCUAAAUUGUAGAACUUGUUAACACAAGUUGGAAAGGAUAUAGUCAAACAAUAUAUCCUCUCCUGCAUCCCUGAACAUUUCCACAGGAUUGAGUUUGUUUGUUGCCUCUCAUCCAGUCCAUUACUGAGGCAAGACACUGGUCCAGCACUUCCACUGCCUCACCUGCAGAUGCAAAGGAGAAAUAGAGCCGAGCGUCAUCAGCAUCCUGCGGACAACAUACUCCAAAACUCUGGAUAACCCCACCCAGCGGUUUCAUGUAGAUGUUCAGCAGCCACCUGCAACUCCAGGAAUAACUCAGUAACCAGACCUUUUAAUAUUCCUUCUUUUCCCGCCUCCCCCCUCUCCUUCAGUACUCUCAACGCUGGUUUUGUUUUGCCAGAUUAUCACCAAUCAGGGUGACAAAGUCCCAGCACACUCUGUAACUUGAAUUAUACCAACUAAAAGCCAGGCUAGGAGUUCUCCUUGCAAUUUAUAGACUGGAGCAUUUGGCUCAACUUACAAAACACUUUAAAAAGUGGAAUUAAAUUUUAAUGGUGAAAUAUGUAAUCACUAUACUGUUUUAUUAUGCAUGAGUAGGAAAAAAAGAAAAAGAAAAAACACACCAACGCUUUCAAUUUAAAUAAUAUCCAGCUUUUAAACACUAUUAAUGAACCUAGCGCACUCCAAAUUAGAAUUAUGUACCCAAGUUUUCUAAAUGUUUGGCUUAUCCUAACAGUUUAUCACCAGGGUCGCUUCUGCUAAUGAGAACGGAUAAUUGGGAAUUGAUUGCUCUGGCAAAUAAAUGCCUUGGUGUGUUUAAUUUCUUAAACUGACACACAGCAGGGGAAAUCUAUGAUGCACUGCUCUAUUCUUGUUGACAAGAAAUUUAUGGGAAAUUUUGUUCAAGGUCGACGCUAGCUUCCUUCUCCUAUCCUGAGUUCACACAUCACAGAAGAAUGUCACAUGACUGACCCUAGAAACACGUUCACAGAGAGAAGUGAACCAUCCUCUCCACAGGUAAAAUGGCAGGAUGACAUGCACAUGCAGUAGUAGCUUUAAAGAUGUGCCGCUGUAAUACCAAAUAUUGCUACUAGGAACACCAUAACGAUAUACAGUGGUACCUCAGUUUUAGAACGCAAAUGCUUCCAUUUUCGAACACACCUUGUAAGUCGAACAGCUUCCGCUGAGCAUGUAUUUCUCAAUUUGGUUUUUCAAAUGUUUCAGAACUCGAAUGGUCUUCCAAAACAGAUUACUUUCGAAAACCAAGGUACCACUGUAUCUGGAAAGCUUUUGCAUGAAUUUCUGCAUGAAUGCAUCCUCACCAGGGAUGCCCUGUUCUCAUUUCACAGAGAGCUGUAAUGUAACAUUUGAACCAGCCUUGUGCAAUUUCUACUAAUGACUGAAGUACUGUACUAUAUGUUGACAAUGGGAGAGGCAACUCCAAAAAAACCCCACACCCUUUAAUAUCUCUCCACCCCCAUCGUUCAGCCUGGACAUUGAGAUCCAGCGCCGAGGGCCUUCUGGCGGUUCCCUCAUUGCGAGAAGUGAGGUUACAGGGAACCAGACAGAAGGCCUUCACGGUAGUGGCGCCCGCCCUGUGGAACGCCCUCCCUUCAGAUGUGAAGGAAAUAAGCAGCUAUCUUCUCUUUAAAAGACACCUGAAGGCAGCCCUGUUUAGGGAAGUUUUAAAUAUUUAAUACUGUAUUGUUUUUAACACUUGAUUGGAAGCUGCCCAGAGUGACUGGGGAAACUCAGCCAGAUGGGCAUGGUAUAAAUAAAUUAUUAUUAUUAUUAAAUAGGAUUCUUGAGUUCUACAGGAGUCCUUCUUCAUCCCUCCAGAGAGCCAGGCAUAAGGUGUCCAGCAUGUAGAAUUAGUACUCCAGACUGAAACCUACAAACCACCAAGCAUUUGAGCAGAUUCUCAUGCAGAUCAAGCCUAGUUAAACAAGUUCCAAUAAGUGCUGGAAGUGUAAAGAGAAAGAAGGUACAUUUUAUCAUAUGUGGUGGAAUUGUAAAGUAACUGUUACCCUAUGAAAAAAAAUCACUGUACCUUUCACUGGGGCUCAUGAUAUCCUGUCUGAACUAGCACAGAUAAGGCAGGAGAUCAGCAGCACCAUAAUCUGUGAGUGUGUGCCGUACACUGAUUCAGUGCGCUGAUGAUCUACAAAAAGCUAUUUGUUUAGAUGGGCCCUUUCUUCUUCCCCUCUCACUUCAGAGAUGGUUGAUACCAUGAGUGCUACAUGCUAAAAUAAGGUUACCAGACGUCCCCGUUUCCCGGGGACAGUCCCCAGAUUUACAAAUCAGUCCCCUGACAAAAUCCAUCAAUUUAGUAAAGGUAAAGGGACCCCUGACCGUUAGGUCUAGUCGCGGACGACUCUGGGGUUGCGGCACUCAUCUUGCUUUAUUGGCCGAGGGAGCCGGUGUACAGCUUCCAGGUCAUGUGGCCAGCAUGACUAAGCCACUUCUGGUGAACCAGAGCAGCGCACGGAAAUGCCGUUUACCUUCCCGCUGGAGCGGUACCUAUUUAUCUACUUGCACUGGCGUGCUUUCGAACUGCUAGGUUGGCAGGAGCAGGGACCGAGCAACGGGAGCUCACCCCGUCGUGGGGAUUUGAACCGCCGACCUUCUGAUCAGCAAGCCCUAGGCUCAGUGGUUUAGACCACAGCGCCACCCGCGUCCCAUCAAUUUAGUAGGAAGUUGAAAAGUGUCCCUGGAUUCAUUGAAAAAAAAUCUGGUAACCUUAAGCUAAGAACACUUUCCUAUAUUUGUGCAGAAGAGUUGCUGAGCUGAGAGGAGUAUUUCUUCCCUUCUCCAGGACUGAAGGAGCCAUGCUUCUAUCUCCACUGACAUUAAGGAAGAGGACACUCUGACAAUUAGCAUGCAACAAACACCCAGCAAAUGGCUCCCAAUGUUCCCCCUGAAAGGUACUUAUUAAGCCUCUUGAAGGAAGCUUUUCCUGCCUUCUCGUGUGAGGCUCGGGGACACGUGACUGAUGAUGGAUGAUGCUUCAGCAAAGCUGCUGGAAAUGGAGGGAGGCAUUAUUGACAGCUCUUCCUGCCGCAUCAAUAUGUCAACAUAAAGCAGGUCUCUGGUGGUAAAUCAACUGCUGUGGUGCACAGAACGACCGUGGGGAGGAACCAUGAUUGCUACAAGCCACCGAAACUGGUAAUAAAAAAGGUAAAGGACCCCUGACAGUUAAAUUCAGUCAUGAACGACUCUGGGGUUGUGGCGCUCAUCUCGCUUUACUGGCCGAGGGAGCCGACAUUUGUCCACAGACAGUUUUUCUGGGUCAUGUGGCCAGCAUGACUAAGCUGCCUCUGGCAAAACCAGAGCAGCACACGGAAAUGCCAUUUACCUUCCCACAGGAGUGGUACCUAUUUACCUACUUGCACUUUGAUGUGAAUUCAAACUGCUAGGUUGGCAGGAGCUGGGGCCGAGCAACGGGAGCUCACCCCGUCGCGGGGAUUCGAACCGCCAACCUUCCGAUCGGCAAGUCCUAGACUCAGUGGUUUAGACCACAGUGCCACCCGCAUCCCUGAAACUGGUAAUAACUCAGGGAUAAUCCACAGUUGUGCACAAUAAAACUUUCAUCGAGUCAGAAGGCUGUAUGACACAAUUCAGAGUGUUGGUGCUGACCUUUAAAGCCCUAAAUGGCCUCGGUCCUCUAUACCUGAAGGAGCAUUUCCACCCCCAUCGUUCAGCCCAGACACUGAGGUCCAGCGCCGAGGGCCUUCUGCCAGUUCCCUCGCUGCGAGAAGUGAGGUUACAGGGAACCAGGCAGAGGGCCUUCUUGGUAGUGGUGCCUGCCCUGUGGAACGCCCUCCCAGCAGAUGGCAAGGCAAUAAACAACUAUUUUACCUAUAAAAGACAACUGUUUAGGGAAGUUUUUAAUGUCUGAUGCUGUAUUUUUAAUAUUCGGUUGGAAGCUGCCCAGAGUGGCUGGGGAAACCCAGCCAGAUGGGCAGGAUAUAAAUAAAUUAUUAUUAUUAUUAUUAUUAUUAUUGCCAGUGCUUUUCAGGAUGACGCACAGAAAAGGACCCAGUUAAUGAGCAUUUAUGCCAGCAUGGAGUAUGGCUGCUGUUACAGGGGAGAUCAUAGAAUCAUAGUCGGAAGAGAUCCCAAGGACCAUAGACUCCAUCCUCCUGCAAUGCAGGAAAAUACCACUGUCCCAUAUGGGGAUCAAACCUGCGACCUUGGUAUCAUCAGCACCACGCUCUAACCAGCUGAGCUAUCCAAUGAUGUAGGGUGCAUUUCUGUCGAGCUGCAGAAAUGGAUAAGAUAUGAGUAGAUUCUUCCCAUCUGUUGUGUAGGGAGUCCACACAUUCACCAAAGGUAAUGGUAGCAGUAGUCACUUACAUCUGAUUUCAUGGAGAAAACGAUAGUCCCUAUGUUCUCUAGGAGGUACAGUGGUACCUCGGGUUAAGUACUUAAUUCGUUCCGGAGGUCUGUUCUUAACCUGAAACUGUUCUUAACCUGAAGCACCACUUUAGCUAAUGGGGCCUCCUGCUGCCGCUGUGCCACCAGAGCAUGAUUUCUGUUCUCAUCCUGAAGCAAAGUUCUUAACCUGAAGCACUAUUUCUGGGUUAGCGGAGUCUGUAACCUGAAGCAUAUGUAACCUGAGGUACCACUGUAUUGCCAGCUGAGCUCCAGCCGACCCUAUCGCUCCAGUUGUUUACGGAAGUCCCAAAGCAGCUUUUGCCAACCUGAUGCCCUCAUAAGGAUGUAAGAAGAGCAUGUUGGACCACUCCAGUGUCUCAUCUAGUCCAACAUCCUGUUCUCACAGCAGCCAACUCGAUGCCUGUGGGAAACUCUCAAGCAGAACCUGAGCACAAUAGUUACCCUGCCCUCCCAUGGUUUUCAGAAACCCCCUUCCGGGUGCUUUGAUUCCAACUCCCAUCACCUGUGAUCAUUCAUCAUGCUGGCUUGGGCUGAUGGACAUUGGAGCCUGGUAGCAUCUUGGGGGGUCACCAUGUUGGCAAAGGCCUUGUUGUUGUUGUUGUUGUUGUUGCUAUCUGCUUCUCCUGAUUUGGUUCUUCUGCUGAUGGGUUUGUUCAAAGUCAUGAAAUGUAUUUUUCGUAAUUUUUUUGUGCCGGAUGUUUGUUGUACAGUGGUACCUCAGGUUAAGUACUUAAUUCGUUCUGGAGGUCCGUUCUUAACCUGAAACUGUACUUAACCUGAAGCACCACUUUAGCUAAUGGGGCCUCCUGCUGCUGCCACGCUGCCGGAGCACGAUUUCUGUUCUCAUCCUGAAGCAAAGUUCUUAACCUGAGGUACUAUUUCUGGGUUAGUGGAGUCUGUAACCUGAAGCGUAUGUAACCUGAAGCGUAUGUAACCCGAGGUACCACUGUAUUUUUGACUUGCUGUCUUCCAUCUUUUUUAAAAAAAUAAAAAUUGACAGCUGGUGGAUAGCUCGGUCUGUAGAACAUGAAACUCUCAUUUUAUUUUAUUUUAUUUUAUUUUAUUUUAUUUUAUGCUUCAUUGAGAUUAAAAAGCAAACAAACAGUCAUCAAAAGAAUAAUACACCUUAUCAAAAAUUAAUUACAUAAUUUCUAUAGCAACUUCCGGUCACCCCAUCAUGGGUCCACAACAUAUUUGAUAUAACACACUUUUCAUUUUCAAUCAUAACAUAUCACAAUUGUCUUAUUUUCCUAAGAUUUUCUACUGUUCCACAGAAGAAGAAGAAGAAGAAGAAGAAGAAGAAGAAGAAGAAGAGGAGUUUGGAUUUGAUAUCCCGCCUUUCACUCCCUUUAAGGAGUCUCAAAGCGGCUAACAUUCUCCUUUCCCUUCCUCCCCCACAACAAACACUCUGUGAGGUGAGUGGGGCUGAGAGACUUCAGAGAAGUGUGACUGGCCCAAGGUCACCCAGCAGCUGCAUGUGGAGGAGUGGAGACGCGAACCUGGUUCACCAGAUUACGAGACUACUGCUCUUAACCACUACACCAUACUGUCAUUCUGGGCCUGCCAACGACUUCAGAUUUUUACAGUGCUCCCUAAGAUAUAUUUUUUACAUGCCCCUUUCUUUAAUAAAUGUUUGUUCAGUGCGGUCUCUUAGUUUUCCCAUCAUCAUUGCUAGUUCUGCAUACUCUAGCAGUUUCGACUGUCAUUUCAGUUUAGUCAGAAUUGAAUCACCUUUCCAAUUUCUGUCUAUUGACAUUCUUGCUGCUACAGUAGCAUAUAAAAAUAUCUUCCUCACCUGUUUAGGAAUAUCCGAGCCCAUUAUGCCCAAAAGAAAGGCUUCAGGGUUGUUGUUUGCAAAGGAGAUCUUAAACAUCUUUUUGAGCUCAUUAUAAAUUACCUCCCAGAAUUCCUUUUUUUUUUUUUUUACAGUUCCACCCCAUGUGAAACAUUGUGCCUUCCACUCUCAUUUUCUUUUCUUUUUUUAUAUAUACAUUUUUAUUGGUUUUUUUACAUAUCAUUUUUAACAAUUCUUUAACAUAACUUCUUAUCUUAUACAAUAUUUUAGACUUCCGUCAACAACCUCUGAUGAUUUUCCGUUCUUUAUCACUUAUUCUGCAUUUCUUAAUUUCUCUAUUACUCUUAAUUAUCAUUAACUAAUAAUUCUCUUCAUAGUCUUUCUUGCAAUAUUUCAAAUAGUCCUCAUUCUUGCAGUCCUAUAAGCGUAAUCUGUUCAUUACAAUUGCUUUUCAAAUAGUUCCUAUAUUUACUCCAAUCUUCUAAGAAUCUCUGGUCCUACAGGUUUCAAAUCCUUCCUGUUAAUUUAUCUAAUUCUGCAUAUUCCAUUAAUUUCAUCCGCCAUUCUUCUUUCGUCGGUAAUUCUUCUUGCUUCCAUUUUUGUGCCAGUAAUAUUCUUGCCACCGUCACUGCAUAUAAAAACAACUUACAAUCCUGUCUAUUAAUAUCAUCUCCAACAAUGCCAAGUAAGAAUGCUUCUGGUUUCUUAAUAAAUGUGUAUUUCAACAUCUUUUUCAUCUCAUUAUAUAUCAUUUCCCAGAAACUUUUUACUUUUUUACAUUCCCACCACGUGCCUUCCACUCUCAUUUUCAGGGUCGUGGGUCUGAGCCCCACUGUGGCGUUUGCCUCCUAGGUGGGUUAUAAGGAACAGGUUAAAUGAGUGUGAAGUGAUUGGCCAGUGGGAACCCAAGGGGAGGAGUUAGAGUUAGCGUUGGAGUUGUUUGGAAGUCAGUUGGGAGUUGGAGAAGGAAGAGGUAGGAUAGGUCUGUGGGUUGGUCGAGUUGUGUGGUGAGAGAGUGAGAGGAACUGUUAGGUGGAGUCAGAUAGAUAGUUGGGAUACAGUGGUGCCUCGCAAGACGAAAAGAAUCCGUUCUGCAAGUCUCUUCGUCUUGCGGUUUUUUCGUCUUGCGAAGCAAGCCCAUUAACGGUUUAGCGGAUUAGCGCUAUUAGCGGCUUAGCGGGCUUAGCGGAUCAGCUGAUAAGCGGCUUAGUGGCUUAACGGAUCAGCUGUUAAGCGGCUUAGCGGAUCAGCUGAUAAGCGGCUUAGUGGCUUAACGGAUCAGCUGUUAAGCGGCUUAGCGGAUCAGCUGAUAAGCGGCUUAGUGGCUUAACAGAUCAGCUGUUAAGCGGCUUAGCAGAUCAGCUGAUAAGCGGCUUAGUGGCUUAACAGAUCAGCUGUUAAGCGGCUUAGCAGAUCAGCUGAUAAGCGGCUUAGUGGCUUAACGGAUCAGCUGUUAAGCGGCUUAGCGGAUCAGCUGAUAAGCGGCUUAGCGAUCAGCUGUUAAGCGGCUUAGCGGCUUAGCAGAUCAGCUGAUAAGGGCUUAGCGGCUUGGGGAAAAGGGGGGGGAGGGAAAAAACCCCGCAGGAACUCGCAAGACAUUUUCGUCUUGCGAAGCAAGCCCAUAGGAAAUUCGUUUUGCGAAGCACCUCCAAAACGGAAAACCCUUUCGUCUAGCGGGUUUUCCGUCUUGCGAGGCAUUCGUCUUGCGGGGCACCACUGUAAUCAGUUUGAAGUUGUUAGGAACGUAUAGGACAGUAAAGGAACUAAGAUUAAGAAACUGACAAGAAAAAUUAACUGAAACCUUAAACUUGUUCAUGCUUAUAAAAAUAAACUUGAUCAUUUGUUAAUGUUAACAACUGUCUGGACUCCGUGUGUACCCGAGAGAAACGGGUUGGUAGCAGCGAAGAGGCAAUCACAGUGGUGGCACAGGGAUCAGUAGACCGUCAAACGUCCAGGGACCCUGUGUGAUCGCCACACCCACAUUGGGCAAAAGAUUCCUGCAUUGCAGGGGUUGGACUAGAUGAUCUUCUCGGUCCCUUCCAACUCUACGAUUCUAUGAGCAUAAAAAAGUUUUGCAGCUGCAUUUUAUUCUAUUCUAUUUGUAAGCUGCCUUGAAAGGGUUUUUACCCUUAAAGGCAGCCUAAAAACACCUUUUUUAAACCAUCAAGCAAACACGUUUUCUGCAUAGCUACUCAUUUGUAUGCUUUAUCACAGGAAUUCCACACAGGAGGAGGGCUUCUAAUGGAUGAAGUGCUUUCCUGUUUGAUAGUGUACAUUUCGCUCUAGGGAUGGCGUCUUCCUCUUCUGUGGGUGGGGUUUUAAUGGGGCAGGAGGCAGAGCCAGUGUCAACAAACACACACGCAAGCUUAAAAUUACGCCACAGCUUGAGCCAGUGAAUUAUACACGCUUAAAAGUGCACAGUGAACGACCAGUCGCUGCCAAGAACACAGCAUUUUAGAUACUUACCCUGAAACCAACAAGCACCCAACACUUUCCCCCUCUCCUGAUUGAUUUAAUUAAGCUGAGACUUGUUGCUGCUUGCCAGCACGUAAUGCGUACAGUGGUACCUCAGGUUAAAAACUUAAUUCGUUCUGGAGGUCCGUUCUUAACCUGAAACUGUUCUUAACCUGAAGUACCACUUUAGCUAAUGGGGCCUCCUGCUGUCGCCGCCGCACAAUUUCUGUUCUCAUCCUGAAGCAAAGUUCUUAACCUGAAGCACUAUUUCUGGGUUAGCGGAGUCUGUAACCUGAAGCGUCUGUAACCGGAGGUACCACCGUAUUUUAUAUGUCGCUGUUUCUGGGCAGGGAGCAUACAGCAAAGUUGUCAUCAGACAUCCAUAGGCCUGGAGAGAGGUUUCUAGUUACACCAAUUUAUUGCAGCGUGACUCUUUGCAGAUCCAGUUUCUUGAAAGAGAUAACCAGAUUCAGCUCUUUCUGCCAAGGAGCCGAAAUGUCAGUGUGACAAGCUGAUCCCUUACCCCACCAUAACUUAAUACAUCCUGUGCAUGCUUGGGAGGAUGUUUUUGAUGAACUAGCAACUUAAUUUAGCAAGGAAUUUCCAGCAUGUGGCCAGUCUCCUCAUGCACCAGCUAUCAGGAUUCACCUUGAAUUGGACUGUGUGGGGAGCAGGAGGAGAGUUGGCUGGCCAUUCCAUCAUUAUGACUCAACUUGUGUCUCAGAAUUGGCGGCGAGCGCAGGAAAAAUUCCAGGAAAGCAAAAGCUGUCAAACAGACAAGAUGGCACCAGUAGAUUUCAAAAUACAUGGCUGCUUUCUAAAGGAGGCUCUUCCAAAACAGACACGGCAUAUUACUUAUGGCUGGAAUGGGAAGGCGGGGGUAGAGAAAACCUGUCGUACAGUAUUGAUUUACGGCAGAGAAGGAACUGAAAGGAAUAAGGUCUAAAGGCAGGAAGGAUUGCAUGCCAAUGACACAGAAUCAGAGAAUUGUAGCGAUCCAAGGGACCCAAAGGGUCCGAUCCCAAGCAUUAUCUCUCCCCUGCCACUUGUCUAUCAUCAGAUGCCUGUGGCCUAAACCGCUGAGCCACUUGGGCUUGCCGAUCAGAAGGCCGGAGGUUCGAAUCCCCGCAACGGAGUGAGCUCCCGUUGCUCGGUCCCAGCUCCUGCCAACCUAGCAGUUCAAAAGCACACCAGUGCAAGUAGAUAAAUAGGUCCCGCUGCAGCGGGAAGGUAAACGGCAUUUCCGUGCGCUCUGGUUUCCAUUGCACCAGAAGCAGUUUAGUCAUGCUGGCCACAUGACCCGGAAAGCUGUCUGCGGACAAACACCAGAUCCCUUGGCCUGAAGGCAAGAUGAGCGUUGCAACCCCAUAGCCGCCUUUGACUAGACAUAACUGUCCAGGGAUCCUUUUUUUAAAAAAAAGGUAAUGACCCCUGACGGUUAAGUCCAGUCGCAGACGACUCUGGGGUUGCGGCGCUCAUCUUGCUUUAUAGGCCAAGGGAGCCAGGGUUUGUCCACAGACAGUUUGUCCGGGUCAUGUGGCCAGCAUGACUAAGCCACUUCUGGCGCAACAGAACACCAAAACCAGAGCAGCGCACGGAAAUGCCGUUUACCUUUCCGCUUACCUUUUAAAAGCAACAAUAAGCAGUCCAAGCGAUGACAAGCAUUCACCAAAUCUGGGCAUUUUUUCAAAGGUUGUGUACUGGAAUUCUCCUGUUGUAACUUGAUUUAGAUCAUACCCUCCAACAUUUCUCUGAUGAAAACGGAAACAUCCUAUUCCAUUGUUCUUGUUGUUUUAUAUACCACCCACCUUACUGGGUUGCUCCAGCCACUCUGGGCAGCUUCCAACAUAUAAAAAAAUCAUAAUAAAACAUUUAAAAAUUUCCCUAUACAAGGCUGCCUUCAGAUGUCUUCUAAAGGUUGUAUAGUUACUUAUCUCUUCAGCUCAGGGGUCGCAUAAUUCCACACCCUCCAACAUUUCUCCGGUGAAAAUAGGGACAUCCUAAGGAAAAGCGGGACAUUCCGGAAUCAAAUCAGAAAUCGGGACGGCUUCUGUAAAUCUAGGACCGUCCCUGGAAAAUAGGGACACUUCAAGGGUUUGUUAUAUAAGCUGCCCUAGGAAUAUAUAUUUGUACAUUGAAGGCAGCUAUGCAUUAAACACAUGGAGAGAUACACACACUUAUAUGAAAGUGAAUACGAGGAAUCCCAGUUGCUUUCCCCUUAAUAACAUAAAACAUCCACGUCAAUCUUAGGCGUCAAUUGAACUGUCAUAAAUGGCAUUACAGUGGUACCUCUGGUUAUGAACUUAAUUUUUUUCUGGAGGUCUGUUCUUAAUCUGAAACUGUUCUUAACCUGAGGUACAACUUUAGCUUAUGGGGCCUCCCGCUGCCACCGCACCACCAGCGCACGAUUUCUGUUCUCAUCCUGAGGUAAAGUUCUUAACCCGAGUUAGUAUUUCUGGGUUAGCGGAGUCUGUAACCCGAAGUGUUUGUAACCCGAGGUGUUUGUAACCCGAGGUACCACUGUAUUGGCCUAUCCUUGCAGCGCCAUCUCUUACAAUUCCUCCCUCACGCCCAACAAACACAAAAUGGAUUCUAGUCUAUGAAAACAUCUGUCCAAUCCAAUUUCUCAGUCUUUUUAAGGUGCUGCAAGACUCUUGCGCUGUGUCUCUUAAUGCUGCUCAAAGCAGGCAUAUCAUUGCCCUGAGGCAGUCAUAUGCUAGAGCGAUUAGCAUCAUAAAUACCUAGAGAUGUAGAGUCUUAGGAAUUCCUAUCUGUUUGUGACUCUAUAAAAUGCCCAUCGAGGGUGUGGAUGGACGGACAGGAAUGGCCUAGUUAUCUCUUCCUGCAUAUGACCUUCCAGUGGAAGCACUUGCGUUCCAACCCUAGCUCUUCCAUGGCCUCCAGCAAGUUGCACUCACUCCCCUUCUUGGGGGUGGGGUGUGUGUGUCUGUUUCAGCUUUGCCUUUUUGUGGUGGAAAGUCCAGCUCUAAGGAUUGAGUUCAUCCAUUUGCUUCGACCUUUUCUUCGCUCACACAAGAUGGUUAUCUUCUGCUCAAGAAAUGGAAUGUGGGAGCCAGAGCAGAACAUGGACGGUACAGUGGUACCUCGGGUUACAGACGCUUCAGGUUACAGACGCUUCAGGUUGCAGACUCCGCUAACCCAGAAAUAGUAUCCCGGAUUAGGAGCUUUGCUUCAGGAUGAGAACAGAAAUCAGGCUCAGGCGGAGCGGCAGCAGCAGGAGGCCUCAUUAGCUAAAGUGGUACCUCAGGUUAAGAACAGUUUCAGGUUAAGAACGGACCUCCAGAACGAAUUAAGUUCUUAACCCGAGGUACCACUGUAUUUCAUUUUGCUGCAGCACUGUGUGCCCAUCACUUCCUCAAGGAACCAUGCUAUAGGUUCUGGUUUCCUUUGGAGGAGACCCACGGUGGGAUGCUACUGCUGCUGCUGUUGUUGUUGUUGAGUUUUUGCAAUAUUUGCUUUAUUCAGGUAAGCGGUUGUACGAGAGAACAGACCCAACAUUAGGUACCCAGAGAGAAGCAGCUGCAUCUAAUCAACCUGAAUGUUGGAAGAUUUAGACAAAAAGACGGCCUCGGCCCAAUAUACCUGAAGGAGCAUCUCCACCCCCAUCGUUCUGCCCGGACACUGAGGUCCAGUGCCAAGGGCCUUCUGGCAGUUCCCUCACUGCAAGAAGCAAAGCUAAAGGGAACCAGGCAGAAGGACUUCUCAGUAGUGGUGCCCGCCCUGUUUAGGGAAGUUUUUAAUGUGUGACUUUUUAAUGUAUUUUUAAUCUUUGUUGGAAGCCACCCAGAGUGGCUGGGGAAACCCAGACAGAUGGGCGGGAUACAAAUAAUAAAUUGUUGGAUUAUGGAACUCACUGCCACAAGAGGUGCUGAUUGCCACCCAACUGGAUGGUUUUAAAAGAAGACUGGGCAAAUUUGUGGACAAUAAAGGUCUCAAUCACUCCUAGCCAUGGCGUCUAUGUUUUGUCUCCACUGUUGGAGGUCGUAUGCUUCUGAAUUACAGUUGCCAGAAGCCAUAGGAGGAAAGAGGGCUGAUGUGCUCAAGUCCUACUUUCAGGCUUCCCAUAAGUUAGCUACUGUGAGAGCAGGAUGCUGGGUUCAUCACAAUGACAAUGCGGUUACACGAUUUAGAUAAUUAAUUACGUAAAGUACAUAAGUUGCAUGAAUUCACCACAGUGGGCAGGGAGACCAAUAAUGCAGAAGAUGAACUGCAACGGAAUGGAAACAGCACUGCACAGAAACUAAUGCAGGGCAGAGUAGGAAAUGAUGUCUUAUUGUCUCCCUAAAGAUAAAAGACCCCUGACCAUUAGGUCCAGCUGUGACCGACUCUGGGGUUGCGGUGCUCAUCUCGCUUUAUUGGCGAAGGGAGCCAGCGUACAGCUUCCAGGUCAUGUGGCCAGCAUGACUAAGCUGCUUCUGGCGAACCAGAGCAGCACACGGAAACACCGUUUACCUUUCCGCCGGAGUGGUACCUAUUUAUCUACUUGCACUUUGAUGUGCUUUCAAACUGCUAGGUUGGCAGGAGCAGGGACUGAGCAACGGGAGCUCACCCCGUUGCGGGGAUUCGAACCGCCGACCUUCUGAUCGGCAAGUCCUAGGCUCUGUGGUUUAACCCACAGGGCCACCCGCGUCCCUAGGCUCUACCAAAUUUCAUAGUGUCCCUCUUUGCCAGGCCCCACCAAAUUCUAUCUUGUUUCUGCUCCAGAGUGAACACGUACCCUCCCAAGAGGUGACCUUCUCUACCUGCCUGGUCACACCCACUGACUAUCAGAAGAGUGGGGGGAUACUUUAAAAACUUGCAGCCCUCUUUGCUCUGGAUGUAACAAGAAUGGAUCUACUUUCAGCUAUCAAGUGCCGGAAGUCACACGAUUCUAGUUUGAAAACGCUGCACAAAAAUAGACUGCUCCCGAUCCCACCGAAGCCAAUGGCAAAACAUAUAUACUUUUCAUUCAAUAUCUGAGCCUUCGUUUUUUGGUUUGUUUUUUCAAAACCACAGAAUGUGGAUUGGCAACAUUAUAAGACUUGGGAGGGUUAUUAUAGAUGCUCUUUUAUUAAUGUGAAUGCGGUCAGAUUGUUUCUUUGGAGGUGCAGACGGAGGGAGAUUUAUUAAAAGCAGCCUCUGGGCAACUACCAGAGAUUAAGAAAAAUGUAGCUAACUACCUGUUAUGUCAAGUUUCAUUUUCCAGAUCAAAAUUCACUGUGUCAGCGGGUUUCCUUUGUUGUUAAUUGAAAAGAAAGAGGAAAAAACCAACCACACAAACACGCACAGAGAGAACUUUGUAUGCACUGGAGAACUUCACAAGACUAGCUCACAAGAUUUAUAUUUUCUAAAUGGCUGUUAUUUUCUACUUAAAACAGAGCUUCAGAUAAAAGGCAGAGGCACUUAGAUAAUGGUGAGCCAAGGCGUUUGAUGAUGUUGUUCCCAUGAUUUCUGUACACCAAUCCAGACACACUGGAUGGCUCAUGCAAAACGGAUGAAAGCGACAACCAUGUAAUACAAAUUAUUAUGGGCACAAUCUAGCCAAAGGUACGCUCAUUUAACUUUUAAAAGCUCCAAUAUACAGGCUUCUGUUGUAGCACAGACAGCAUAACUAAACAUCCAAUGUCUAUCCAGAGAUGGCUGAGGGCAGAUUUUCUGCAUUGCAGGGGGUUGGACUAAAUGACCCUUGGGAUCCCUUCCAACUCUUGAUUCUAUGAUUCUACCAUCUUUACACCUGCGCAGGUGUUGAUUGCCACACUCUUUGCUUUCUGAAAGGACUGCAGAAGGACCGUCUCUGGUUCACAUGCUUAUGGGACGGCUGUGCUUUGACCCUUUAAAUAACUCAUUGCCAAACCCACCAAUUGAACAAUUUGGAUCUGAAAUCCUCCAGCAAACGAAUCUUUCUGAAGAACUGCGUAAGUCCUGCUAGGCAUCUUCCUUUGUGAUCUUGUUGUCGCCGCUGCUGCCCUUUCAGAUUGCACCGCUGCCCACAGGAGUUCCACGUCAACCUGACUGUAAACCCUGGGAUUGUGAAGAAGGAGAAGGAGAAGGAGAAGGAGAAGGAGAAGGAGGAGGAGGAGGAGGAGGAGGAGGAGGAGGAGAAGAAGAAGAAGAAGAAGAAGAAGAAGAAGAAGAAGAAGAAGAAGAAGAAGAAGAAGAAUUUAUUAUUUAUACCCCGCCCAUCUGGCUGGGUUUCCCCAGCCACUCUAGGCGGCUUUCAACAGAAUAUUAAAAUACAAUAGUCUAUUAAACAUUAAAAGCUUUCCUAAGCAGGGCUGCAUUCAGAUGUCUUCUAAAAGUCUGGUAGUUGUUUUUCUCUUGGACAUCUGGUGGGAGGGCAUUCCACAGGGCGGGUGCCACUACUGAGAAGGCCCUCUGCCUGGUUCUGAGGGAACUGCCAGAAGGCCCUCGGCGCUGGACCUCAGUGUCCGGGCAGAAUGAUGGGGGUGGAGACGCUCCAUCAGGUAUACUGGACACGGGCCGUUUAGGGCUUUAAAAGUCAGCACCAACACUUGAAUUGCACUCGGAAACAUACUGGGAGCCAAUGUAGGUCUUUCAGGACCGGUGUUAUAUGGUCUCAGUGGCCGCUCCCAGACACUAGUCUAGCUGCCGCAUUCUGGAUUAGUUGUAGUUUCCGGGUCACUUUCAAAGGUAGCCCCACAUAGAGCGCAUUGCAGUUGUCCAAGCGAGAGAUAACUAGAGCAUGCACCACUCUGGCGAGACAGUCCGCGGGCAGGCAGGGUCUCAGCCUGCAUACCAGAUGGAGCUGGUAGACAGCUGCCCUGGACACAGAAUUAACCUGCGCCUCCAUGCACAGCUGUGAGUCCAAAAUGACUCCCAGGCUGUGCACCUGGUCCUUCAGGGACACAGUUACCCCAUUCAGGACCAGGGAGUCCUCCACACCUGCCUACCUCCUGUCCGCCAAAAACAGUACUUCUGUCUUGUCAGGAUUCAGCGUCAAUCUGUUAACCGCCAUCCAUCCUCCAACCGCCUCCAGACACUGACACAGGACCUUCACCGCCUUCACCGGUUCUGAUUUAUCAUCCGCAUACUGAUGAACACCCAGCCCAAACCCCCUGAUUAUCUCUCCCAGCGGCUGCAUGUAGAUGUUGAAAAGCAUGGGGGAGAGGACAGAGCCCUGAGGCACCCCACAAGUGAGAUCCCAGGGGUCUGAACACUCAUCCCCCCCUCCCACUUUCUGAACAGAGCCCAGGAGGAAGGAGCGGAACCACUGUAUAACAGUGCCCCCAGCUCCUAGCCCCUCUAGACAGUCCAGAAGGAUGUUAUGGUCGAUGGUGUCAAAAGCCACUGAGAGAUCCAGCAGAACUAGGAAACAGCUCUCACCUUUGUCCCUAGCCCGCUGGAGAUCAUCAACCAGUGCGACCAAGGCAGUUUCAGUCCUAUGAUGAGGCCUGAAUCCUGACUGGAAGGGAUCCAAAUGGACAUAAUCCAGCAGGACAUAAUCCAGUUUUACAAUUUACAUUUAUAUUCAAAUAAUAGCCAUAAUCAUACACAUAUGAUCCCCUGAAUCCUUGCAUUUCCCUCCACCCCUCAAUGGGUUCCAUUGCCAAUCUGUUUUCAAUUGCAUCUUACAAUAUUUUCCAUCUUUUCUUAAAAUUCCCUUUUUAACCAUUGUACUUGUUACAUUACAAGUGUUAUUACAAUCCUGCCAAAGUUUUUAGUUGUUUACAGUGUUCUCCGAGGUCACUUAUAAAUUUCCCCUAUUCCUCAUUAAAAUUUCUAUGUUCCUGGUUUCUAAUCUUACUGGUCAUUUUCGCCAUUUCAGCAUAGUCCAUCAUCUUUAUCAGCCACUCUGGUUGGGACUUUAUCUUCUUUCCAUCUCUGGGCCAGAAGUAUCCACACUGCCGUCGUCGCAUACAUAAAUAAUCUCUUCUUUUCCUUAGCCUAUUGGAAGGUAUGGAAUAGGACAUCCCUAUUUUCAUCGGAGAAAUAUUAGAGGGUAUGGAGAGGGUAUGCAACCGCCAAGCCAAGGAGAUAAGUAACUAUACAACCUUUAGAAGACAUCUGAAGGCAGCCCUGUAUAGGGAAUUUUUCUUUUAAUGUUUACUGUUUUAUUAUGUUUUUAUAUAUGUUGGACGCCAUCCGGAGUGGAUGCCGGUGGUGCUGUGGGUUAAACCACAGAGCCUAGGACUUGCCGAACAGAAGGUCAGCGGUUCGAAUCCCCGCAACAGAGUGAGCUCCCGUUGCUCAAUCCCUGCUCCUGCCAACCUAGCAGUUCAUAGCACACCAGUGCAAGUAGAUAAAUAGGUACCGCUCCAGUGGGAAGGUGAACAGCGUUUCCGUGCACUGCUCUGGUUCGCCAGAAGCGGCUUAGUCAUGCUGGCCACAUGACCCGGAAGCUGUACGCCGGCUCCCUCGGCCAAUAAAGCGAGAUGAGUGCUGCAACCUCAGAGUCAGUCACGACUGGACCCAAUGGUCAGGGGUCCCUUUACCUUUACCUUUAUGUUUUUAUAUAUGUUGGAUGCCAUCCAGAGUGGCUGGAGGCAAACAUGCUUUCACAAGCAUGAGGUCUAGAAACCUGCGAUGCCUGCCAGUUAAUAAGUGGUGCAUAAACUAUGAAUGCUCAUGGUGAGCAAUACACUCUGCUAUAUGAUGACAUGAGGAGACUAAGCCUCCUUUCUAAGAAAUAACACAGCUUUCCUUCAGUUUCCCAGUCUGCCCGGUUGCCAGCCACCCAGUGUCAAGCAUUACCUCAGCUCGGUUCUUUUUUCCUUUCUCUUCCCUCUAUGUAAACUGAGAGAACUCUGAAGCAUGAGUUAUCCAGAUUCUGGAAAUACUUGGAAAAUACCAGUUUUUCAGAGUCUUGGCUCCAUGCCAUGUUUUUCUGGGAGGCUCUCCAGGUAGCAGAAAAUAGCAAAGCCUACAAAAACAGGGGGUGGGGGGAGGAGCAGAGGAAUUUUUGGGGGGAGGCAAUAUAAAAUUCAACCUUUCUUUUCUUUCUUUUUAAAAAUAUUUUUUUAUUUGAUUUUACAAGUAUAAAAUUUUAGCAAUACAACCGUACGCAUCCACAUUUGUAGAUUCAUCCAAAACUCUGGACUUUCGAAAUUCCCCUCCAUGGGUCCUAUUGUUAACCUUUUCAACUGCAUAUUAUUCAUCAGUCCAUACUUUAUAUCACUCCAUUUUAUCCAUAAUAUUUGUUACAUUACGAGUGCUAUUGCAAUCCUGCUAAUGUUUUCAUCUGGUCUCCAAGAUAAAUAAAAAAAAAUCCCCAUUCUUUGUUAAAGUUUUGGUCCUCUUGGUUCCUGCUUUCUGGUAAGUUUUGCCAUUUCGGCAUAAUCCAACAGUUUAGUUUGCCAUUCUUCUCUCUCUUGUCUUCUUUCCAUCUCUGGGCUAGCAACAUCCGUGCGGCUGUCGCCGCAUACAUAAAAAGUCUUUUCUGCUUAAAAUUCAAGCUUUCUUAGGCGAAAGCUUGGAUUUGCUUGAGGAAAUCAACAGAACCGGGCAUCCUCCUGCUGGAACGUAGCCAGUUCAAAAGUUCAGAGCCAGGGCCCCUCCUGAUUGGCCAGCAUCCUUUCGCAGAUGCAUUCCACGCCAUGUCACGGACGCAAUAAAAGUGCAUCAGUGGUGGGUUUAUGCUGGACCGUCCACACUUCAUUCCACCCGAUCAUUUGUUCUGUGAUGCUCCCCCAAUGUUACAGCAUUGGUUGCUGCAGCAAGGGUACCACAUUUUAACUGUUGCAGUGCAGACCCAGGUCAUCAAGUCUGAGCUUCCGCGGCUGCCAUCACCUGCCAUUUUUAAAAAAGGAAAGGUAAAGGACCCCUGUACAGUUAAGUCCAGUCAAAGGCGACUACGGGGUUGUGGCGCUCAUCUCGCUUUCAGGCCGAGGGAGCCGGCGUUUGCCCACAGACAGCUUUCUGGGUCAUGUGGCCAGCAUGACUAAACUGCUUCUGGACACCAUGACGGAAACCAGAGCACACAGAAACGCCAUUUACCUUCCUGCCACAAUAGUACCUGUUUAUCUACUUGCAAUUUGUACUUGUAAAAACAAAUGUAAAAAUAUUACACACACAAACAAAAAUGGUUUCUUGCCCUAAUCUGAUUAGCCAUCAGAAGCCUUGGAAAUCCCAUGUACCUCUUCCCUCUAGAGGAGGGGCUGGGCAAAUUCACACACCUUGAGAUGCACCUCCAAAAGGACAUCUUGCAGUUUCUGAAGGAAUUACUAAACUGCUUCUUUUCUUCUCAAUUGGCCAAGGUUUUGUUCUCUUGCACAUGGCGCAGAGUGUUCUUGUACAAAAGAGAACAAUCUACACCGUGUGCAAGAGAACAUCACUGCUAAACCACAAGAGCCACGUAGCGUCGGGUAAGGCACAGUCACCACUUCUGUGCUUCUGAGUUUAAGGGAAAUGGCAUUUGGUGAAACUCUGUGGAUGCUGAUACUAUACGUGACCAUUUCUAUUCAUUCCUUGCUGUUUGCAUGGGGAGUUUAUUAUCGUCUUACCAGGACCCACCUGCCUCGAGGAAUAAGCUGUCGUGCAAUAUUACUCCUUGCCGAUUUCUUAGUGGGAUAUGUACUUGUACUGGUAAGUUUCUUUAUAUAUAUGUCACGGGAUUGAAGUCACACCCUCUACAAUUAAUAAUAAUAAUAAUAAUAAUAAUAAUAAUAAUUUUAUUAUUUUUAUGCCGUCCAUCUGGCUGGGUUUUCUCUGAGCAGCUUCCAGCAAAAUAUAAAACCAUAAUAAAACAAUCAAACAUUAAAAACUUCCCGUACAGGGCUGCCUUCAGAUGUCUUCUGAAAUCUGUGUACAGUGGUACCUCAGGUUAAGUACUUAAUUCGUUCCGGAGGUCCGUUCUUAACCUGAAACUGUACUUAACCUGAAGUACCACUUUAGCUAAUGGGGCCUUCCACUGCUGCCGCGCCACUGGAGCACGAUUUCUGUUCUCAUCCUGAAGCAAAGUUCUUAACCUGAAGCACUAUUUCUGGGUUAGCGGAGUCUGUAACCUGAAGCGUAUGUAACCUGAAGCGUAUGUAACCUGAGGUACCACUGUAGUUCCUUAUCUCCUUGAUAUCUGAUGAGAGGGCGUUCCACAUCUGAAAUAUUUUAGUUUACAGAAAUGGCGAGUAACAGGCGACAUGAUAGAAGUUUAUAAAAUUAUGCAUAACAUAGAGAAAAGUCUUCCUCCCUCAAUUAUGACAAGCAGACCUUGUGGACAUCAAGUGAAGUUGCACGUUGGAAGAUUCAGGAAGGAUAAAAGCAAGUACCGUAUUUUUCCAUGUAUAAGACGGUGCUUUUUGCUAAAAAAAAAAUUAGGCAAAAAUUGGGUGUCGUCUUAUACACAAAUAGUGAAUGCAGAGGGGGGAGGUGCAACUAAUGGCAGCAGCAAGCAGGAGAUUGGCAGCGUCGAUUGGGCGGGUGAUUGGUGGCUGCAGCAAGGCCUGCUGGUGAUUGGCUCCGGCUGUGGCAAUUGGGCAGGCGAUUGGAGGCUGUGGCAAGGCAGGCAGGUGAUUGGCGGCUGCAGCAAGUGGGUGGGUGGGCUGUUGGUGGCGUUGAGCGGGCAGACAAUUGGCGGCUGCGGCAAGGUGUGCGAUUGGCAGUGGCUGUGGCAAACGAUCGGCAGUGGUGGGCAGGCAGGUGAGCGAAUGGUGGAAGUGACCUCCCCCAUCCCAAAAGCUAAGUAAUUUCUUAAUUUGGGGUUUAAAAUAUAAGGAUGGGGCGUCUUAUACACGGAAAAAUACGGUAUGUCUUCACACCAGACAUAUUCAAACUAUGGAAGUCACUCUCACCGGAGGCAGUGAUGGUUGCCAAGUUGAAUAGCUUCUGAAGGCGAUUAGGCAAAUUCACGGAGGAGAAAGCUAUGGAUGUCUGCUAGGCUCCAUGGCUCUGCUCUGCCUCCACAACUGGAGGCCACGAUGCUUCUGAAUACCAGUUGCUGGAAGGGGAGAGGACUCCUGUGCUCAGAUCCUGCAUGGCAGUUUCCCACAGGAACUGUGAGAACAGGCUGCUGGACUAGAUGGGCCACUGGCCAGGUCCAACAAGCUCUUUUUACAUUCUUAUGUACACACACACACACACACACACACACACACACAGAAAUAUCUUCAAGCCACCCCAAUCUCUGAGUGGUGAAUGAAAGGAUAUAGUAGGUUUCCGAGCACAAUUCAAAGUGUUGGUGCUGACCUUUAAAGCCCUAAAUGGCCUCAGUCCAGUAUACCUGAAGGAGCUGAAUUCAGCUUGGACACUGAGGUCCAGCUCCGGGGGCCUUCUGGCGGUUCCCUCACUGCGAGAAGCCAAGUUACAGGGAACCAGACAGAGGGCCUUCUUGGUAGUGGCGCCAAGAACACCCUCCCACCAGAUGUCAAAGAGAACAACAACUACCAGACUUUUAGAAGACAUCUGAAGGCAGCCCUGUUUAGGGAAGCUUUUAAUGUUUAAUAGGUUAUUGCAUUUUAGUGUUCUGUUGGAAGCCACCCAGAAUGGCUGGGGGAACCCAGCCAGAUGGGCAGGGUAUAAAUAAUAAAUUGUUGUUGUUGUUGUUGUUGUCGUCGUCAUUCAGUGCAGACCCUCCAAGAGUCCCAAUGUUCCAGGGAUAGUCCCAGAUUCACAGAAGCCGUCCCGCUUUCUGAUUUGAUCCCGGAAUGUCCCACUUUUCCUUAGGACGUCCCUAUUUUCAUUGGGAAAAUGUUGGAGGGUAUGAAGUUAACCAAUCCCCAAGCCAUCUGAUGGCAGCCCUGUAUUGGGAAGAUUUUUUAAAAAAUGUUUAAUGUUUUCUUAUGUUUUUAUAUAUGUUGGAAGUCAUCCAGAGUGGCUGGGGCAACCCAGUCAGAUGAGUGGGGUAUAAAUAAUAAAGUUGUUGUUGUUGUUAAAUAGGACAUCCCUAUUUUCAUCGGAAAAAUGUUGGAAGGUAUGACAGUUUCCUCACAUGUGAGGGGUUUGUUCCACAGGCUGCGUAUAUAUGCAAAUAUGGGAGUGGCCGCCAAGACCAUAUAGCAUUGGUCCUGAAAGACCUACAUUGGCUCCCAGUACAUUUCCGAGCACAAUUCAAAGCCCUAAACAGCCUUGGCCAUGUAUAGCUGAAGGAGCGUCUCCACCCCCAUUGUUCAGCUAGGACACUGAGGUGCAGCUCCGAAGGUCUUCUGGCGGUUUCCUCACUAUGAUAAGUGAAGCUACAGGGAACCAGGCAGAGGGCCUUCUCAGUAGUGGUGCCCACCCUGUGGAACGCCUUCCCAUCAGAUGUCACGGAUAUAAAUAAAUAUCUGACUUUUACAAGACAUCUGAAGGCAUCUUAGGGAAGUUUUUAAUGUUUGAUGUUUUAUUGUGUUUUUUAUAUUCUAUUGGGAGCCACUCAGAGUGGCUGGGGAAACCCAGCCAGAUGGGCAGGGUAUAAAUAAUUUUUUUUAAUUAGUAGUAGUAGUAGUAGUAGUAGUAUUGCAAAACUUUCAAAGGCUGAGGGCUGAUAAUAAAUUCUGAAUAUUUUGGUUUAAACAGGGAGUGCUUCUGGAAAAACUGGGCAUUUGCCAUAGGUAUAUCAUCUGGAGGGCUGUGUACAAAGCAAUGCCACCAAUAAAGGACUCAAAGUUGAUCAUAAAGGACCUGGUUUUCGAUGAGGUGCCCGUGAGGGUAUACUGGCCCAAGACAUCACAUGCUGGGAACAGGAGAGGAGUCAUCUAUCUUCAUGGAGGUGCUGGACUCUUUGGAAGCAUCCGUAAGUUCUUUGAAAUAGUUUCAAAAUGGUUCACGAUAUCAUCUGAGUAGAAUUUGGGGUGGUACUUUCAUGUAAAGUUCCUGGGAGUGGUUUGUACUGCUCCUGUAGGCAGUUUAAGUUUAGUGUCAGGGUCAAGGAAAAAAAUCCUUAAAAUAUCAAAGGUUUUUUUCUGAUUCGUGCCUCAAAGGACUUCUAUGAAAGGGCUUCCAGAGGUGAUUGGAAAUAACUGGAAAGAAGCCCAGAAAUGUGGGUGGAAGUUUGGUUCUGUUCUGAUUUUUACCCAUUGACACUGCUCUGUUACUGAUCAGUAAAAUCCACAUAAUGGUUUUCAGCUGGUGGUGCCCCAUUGACAAAGAGUUCAGUCCAACUCAGCUUUUCUCAGAUGAGAUUCAUGGAAAGUCGCUGUUUUCUACAAUCAGGUGUCAUAUACACCUCAUGACAUAAAAAUAAAUAAAUAGGCAGAUCGAAAUUAGUCCUAUCUUUUUAUUUUCGACAGAUUUACUUUCAGUAGGACUAGCAUUGCACCCAACUCACAAUGAUUUCAAUGUGAAUGACCAGGAAAAAAAUGGUAACGGGGGGGGGGGGGCUUGUGCUUUCUUCCAGGAGCCUCUGAAAGGGUUUGUCAUUCCAUUGCCCACCUAAGUGAUUCAGUAGUUGUGAGUGUCGGGUAAGUGGCUUCACUCUCAUUAUAUCAGAAGGAAUGUGUAAUGCCCCCCAGCUUCUACCUUUCCGAAGACCUAAACCAAUAAUAAUAAUAAGAAUAAGAAUAAUAAUAAUAAAUUUUUUAUUUAUAUGCUCCCCAUCUGACUGGGUUGCCCCAGCCACUCAGGGCAGCUUCCAACAAAACACUAAAUUACAAUAACCUAUUAAACGUUAAAAGCUUCCCUAAACAGGGCUGCCUUUAGAUGUCUUCUAAAAGUUUGGUAGUUAUUUUUCUCUUUGACAUCUAGUGGGAGGGUGUUCCACAGGGCGGGUGCCACUACCGAGAAGGCCCUCUGCCUGGCUCCCUGUAACUUGGCUUCUCGCAGUGAGGGAACCGCCAAAAGGCCGUCGGCGCUGGACCUCAGUGUCUGGGCAGAACGAUGGAGGUGGAGACACUCCUUCAGGUAUAUUGGACCGAGGCCGUUUAGGGCAUCCAUGACAGAUGGCCAAAAUGGCCUGUAUGUGAUUGAAUGUGGGCAACCUUUUGCUUUCUUUUUAGAUUCCGUUUAGCUCCUGAGCAUCCGUAUCCAGUCCCAUUCCUGGACUGCUGUACUGCUGCAAUCCACUUUCUGAAGAAUGCAAAGGAAUACAGAGUGGACCCCAACUGCAUCGCCAUUGUUGGGGAGAGUAGCGGGGGGACAUUUGCUGCAGCCGUUUGUCAAGAGCUGGUGACCAGAGAGGACCUGCCAAGACUGCGAGGUCAGGUCCUGAUCUACCCAUUCCUACAAACCGGGGACUUUGAUUUGCCCUCCUAUCAGCAAAACCAAGCAGUCCCUCCCUUGUUCAGGAAACGAGCUGUCCAUUUUGGCUUGAGACAUCUCACCGGGAAGGAGAUCGAUGUGGACGGAGUUAUCAAAGGCGCCCAUGUCCCUUACGAUUUGAGGGAGAAAUACCGGAAAUGGGUCAACGUUGAUUACAUUCCAGAAGAAUUCAAGGCUAGGGGCUAUGUCCCUAAAGCACCUGCCCCGUUUUCAGAAGAACUUUACGAGCAAGUUAAAAGAGCUGGAGAGACCAUCUAUGCUCCACUUCUAGCGGAGGAUCACAUAAUCCGCCAACUCCCUGAGACUUUCAUUCUAACCUGCGAGUAUGAUGUCCUCCGGGACGACGGGCUGUUGUACAAGAAGCGGUUAGAGGACAACGGGGUGCCGGUGACAUACCACCAUCUUCCAGACGCAAGCCAUGCAACCAUGAGCUUUUACGCUAUGGGGCCGCUUGAAUUACCGAGCUCCAAGAUAUGCAUGCAGCAUGUAGUACAGUUCUUAAAAGGUUUAUAG
Podarcis lilfordi (Lilford's wall lizard) is the source of this 36800-nucleotide messenger RNA. The record is from the annotation of a GenBank genome assembly. Lineage: Eukaryota; Metazoa; Chordata; Lepidosauria; Squamata; Lacertidae.